UGAGCAGUGAUUGGAUUCUAGUCAUCUCACAGCGACGGAAGCGGAAAUGCCGGGGGGAAAUCAUAACUACCGUAAAACAGGAUGAAUUAUGCGCUCCAUUGGGUUCUGACGAGGGAAGUUACGAGCUACACUACCUCUGUGCUUAAUAUUAUUACCAACACAUUAACGUUUGCUGGAGGUCUGUGCUGUACCAGCAGCUUUGCGGUUGUGAACAGGAGGCUUAAGUCAAGAGUUCAACCGGGACUGUUUUUAGACAACAUGAGUACAACCCAACGGAAACGCCGCACCACAAACUCAUCCACCACGAGACGCACUACCAGCAAGAGAAGCCGAGCCACAAACACGCCGUCCCGGAGGGUUGACAGUACCAUUCAGGACAACCGCAGGAUGAACAGUGAGGAUGUGGUGGACCUGACGUGUGAGGCUUCAGAGGCUGCUGUGGUCGACCUCACUAACAAUGACUCUGUGGUGCUUGUUGAUGAAGGUCCUCAGGUCAGGCAUGGGGAAAGCUGUGAGAGCUACAUUCUAAGCAGUGAUGAGGAGGAAGAGGUGAAUGUCAGCAGCAGUACAUCUUUCCUGUCUUCACUGGAGGCUAACAGCGCAGAGAGGGCCACUCCAGGAACCAUCAGCUGCCCAGUCUGCUUGGACACCUAUGGAGAGAUUGUGGGAAGUGGGAGGCUAGUGGUCUCCACCAGAUGUGGCCACCUGUUCUGCAGCCAGUGCCUCCGUGAUUCACUGGCCAAGUCUCAUGCCUGUCCCACCUGCAGGAAGAAGCUGACCCACAAGCAGUACCACCCUAUCUACAUAUGAGCCCAUGGCCAUGGCCUACUCACCACACCCCACCUAGAGCACACUGCAUCUGGGGUCCUCAGGCACUGUGGGCCUUCGGUUUUUAACUUUUGGUUAUUCCCUUCCCCGAUUCACACACUUAUUGCCUCUUUGCUCCUUAAAAAUUAAUUAAAGUUUUGACCCAGGCUGCAUUUAAUAGAAGCAAACAUGGGUCUUAAGGGUCCAGGCAGUGAAGUGCUGGGACGUCCUCUUGUAGCAUCCGGACAUUUAAAUUGUAUUUCGUAUAGCAUGUUCACUUAUUCAAAUGUUAUUGAAUGUUAUGUUAUUCACUCAGUUCUUGAUCCGAAGAUUAUUUGUAAUUUGUAUGUGUGAACAUAUUUUGCAGAACUAUUUGGGUUUUGUGUGGUGUGUGCUGAAUUUGAGCAUUGGUUUUUUAUUUUUUACUAAAACAAAUUGGUUAAAAACAAAUAAAUUUGGUAAUUUAUUUGAAUAUUUUCUGUAAUUUAUUGGAAGGUAACAUAAGAGUAUCCUAUGGUGGGACCUUUACUUUACUCAGUUGGCGCAAGGGAAAAACAGGUUUGAGAGCAUAAUGGCAGUGGUGUUAAUGUUUGGAGUUUUUUCCACACACUCACUCACAAUAAAAUCAACAUCAGAACAUGGUUACAGUUGAAGGACAAUUCUGUUCUUCUAUGAUCAGAUUUCACCCAAUUACUAGCUCAGAUGGAAAAGUCAGAGACAUCAGUUAUGUGCUUGGUGGCUACAUUUUUGUGUUUAUAACCUCCUGGUUAAUUUAAAAUGACUUCUAUUAUCAAUGCCUUGAUUUAUAAAAGGUUAUUUAAAAUAUUUUCUUUAGCAGUUUAUUUUUUUUCUCCUUGAUACUAUUUUCUCUUUCAUUUUUAUAGAACGUUACAUUGAGUAUGCAUACACAGCUCUUAGUUUCAAAGGUGCACUGGUUUAAAGGAACACAGGUUUCCACUUAUUAUAUUAUGUUUCUGUAUCCCCUGGAUUUAGUUUGAGGUGGGUUGAGCAUUAAUCCUGGACAUGAGCCUAGAGGAACCCACGUUACCCUCUAGUCGACAAACUGGAAUACAGACGGCCUUGCCUUCACAUCUGUAUAUAUUUGUGUUUUAAUUCUGUAUAUAAUGUUAUUAAAUUACAAUAAAUGUGUAAGGAAAACUUAACUGUA
This is a messenger RNA of Anguilla anguilla (European eel), 1975 nucleotides long. RefSeq names its product ring finger protein 4 (gene rnf4). Gene Ontology annotation, molecular function: zinc ion binding; transcription factor binding. The record is from RefSeq and is a predicted model, not a curated record. Lineage: Eukaryota; Metazoa; Chordata; Actinopteri; Anguilliformes; Anguillidae. Bases 82 to 810 code for a protein of 242 amino acids. Gene Ontology annotation, biological process: positive regulation of transcription by RNA polymerase II. The transcript is spliced from 8 exons.